UGUGUGCACAUCAGCAACCUGUUAUAGUAACACCAUGCAUAGCAAGAAAUAAUACGCUAAAUCAGAUCAUGACAACUUAAAAUUGACCUAUGGAGUGAUAAAAUUAUGUUAUUCUGCAGAAUUGGUUAAGUUGUUCGUUACAGCGACGAAUUAUGAAGGUAAUACGGGUUUUUAGCAAAUUCUAUGCGCGUAUAGGCUAGAUGCUGCAUCUAACUGAUGAUGCUUCUUAUUAGUCAGUCGCAGAAGUACCAGCUAAACUGACUAAAAUCAAAGUUGUUAGUAUGGCUCACUCAGUCUUCCAUGAUAAAAAGCAACUGAACACGUGAAAAAAAUAAGCUUCACAAAUGUAUUUUUGUGAAGAGUAAAAAAAACGCUUUUCGAGAUAGCGUUGGGAGCUUUAGACGAUGGCAACUGUCUGCAGAUAACUGAAGCGCCAGCCCCGGCAAAGCAAGGACAGCAACGCAUGUAAAGUAGCUAGCUAAGUUACUAGACUACUAGACUAGCUUUAAUAAUGAACUGAAAAAAUACGAAGUAUUGGUUCGGAUCGGCAAGGUUUACCAUAAAUUAAUGUGGAUAAUAGUCGAAUGAUUCUAGAAAACUAUACAAAUCUAAGUAAUGGAAACAAAAGAAGAGAAUAUCGUCAGGCCGACAAAUCCAGCGAGUUUCCUUGCAGGGGAGACCGGCUCCAAAGAACAAAUUCCGGGAUGUUUCACCAUUGAUUUCACGGUGGCCGUGGUACUUCCAGCCGGUGGAUCUGGAGAGAGAACAGGACUGUCGACACCAAAACAGUUCUGCACGUUUCUUAAUAGACCACUGAUAAGCUACACGAUUCAAGCCUUUGAGAGAAUAACAUGGAUUGAAAACAUUGUUGUUGUCGUUGCCAAAGAUAGCAUUGAUCUGAUGGUGAAAAUUGUUCAGCAAUUUGGUCACCAAAAAGUUAAAGUGGUGCUGGGGGGGUCAACGAGACACAAGUCCAUUUUUAAUGGGCUGCUGGCCUUUGAGGAAAGGGAAGGGGAGUCAGCACUGAAAAAGCCAAAGGUGGUCAUUAUCCAUGAUGCUGUCAGGCCAUUUGUUGAAGAGGACUUCCUUCUCAAGAUAGCAAUUGCAGCUAAGCAACAAGGGGCCUCUGGAGCUAUAAGACCUCUUGUAUCCACGGUGAUUGCUACAACAUCUGAGGGCUACCUGGAUCAUUCUUUGGAAAGAGCCAAAUACAGAGCAAGUGAGAUGCCCCAGGGCUUCCUCUAUGACAUCAUCUAUCAGGCUUAUGUGCAGUGCAGCGAGACGGAUUUUGAGUUCGGGACAGAGUGUCUCCAUCUGGUCCUGCAGUACUGCGGUACCAAUGCCAGACUCAUCGAAGGCCCCCACACUCUGUGGAAGGUGACCUACAAACAAGAUCUUUUUGCUGCUGAAUCGUUAAUUAAAGAGACGCUUGCCCAGACGGCCUGUGUUGUCACAGGCCUGUGUGAGGAGUCAACGCGGUUAGCGGGUGCGCUGCAGAAGACACUGGCAUCUCAGGACAUGCAUGUGGACAUCGUGCCGACUUCACAGAGAAGCAGCGGCACGUUCAUUGCAAAGACCUGGAACUUCGUCCAGGUCACAGUGAAUGGUGCUGGUUUGGCUGACGCAGAAGAGCUGUUGAAGACAUUUGAGGAGACUGCUCAUUCAGUUCUGUAUUCAGUUGUUCUGAUUUUGGUGCAUUUAGGCGUGUCGGAGCAGACCUCUGCCAGCGAGAGGAUGGCAGCGCUGGGCGGCAUCAGGAACCUUGCAGCGGAAGCGAAAAGGAAAAAUAUUUUGCUUUACGGCAUCCUGCUCGAUCGCGUAAAGGAUGCGGAACGGUGGGAAGAGGCUGUGGAGAACCUGUCCCAGAUCACUGCCGCCCUCAUCAAGGAGCGUAACCCUGCUCUCACUGGACAGCUGCUGUGGGCGUGAAGACCGCCUCAACCCCCGUUUAGCAGCCUCGCAUUGAAAAAACACUUCUCCUUUCUGUUAGGCACCACAGUUCUGUACCCAACUGAAUUAAUUACCGGACUGCUGAGGGUCCAGACUGUGCAGCAAGACAGGUGCUUUACAUACAUGGUUACCUGUGUUUUAUACACUACUGAUAGGAGAGCUGUUAUAUUGGAGUGUUAUUAAAGGACUGCAUUUGACAACAGCUGUUUAUUACUUCCCUCAGCUCUUAAUGCAUACGAACUUGGAUGGAAUCCUUCGCCUGUUGGCUGCAAACACUCCGCUUCAUGUGCUGAGGAGGCACGUACUCCAGAAUAGAAUAUGCAGUACAAUAUGUGCCACAACCCUGCAGUUCCAGCUGUGGCCUGAUCAGUUUGAUGUUCAGUUUUGGUGACAAUUGAGAGCCUUCAAUUCUGAUAUAGAAUAUGAGCAAACAUGGAACUAAUAAGAAAGCAAAUGUUCACAGCAUAAUUUAUCUUCAUAGAUAUGUAGUAGAUUCUUAAGUAAAUCCCAUUUUUUUAUAUUUUUAAAGGAAUAAGUAACGUUCACAUCAUUGGACUUUUCCAUUAUAUUCUUAUGUAGAUGAAAUCAUAUGAAAAUUUUGCAAUAGAUUGUAUCCUCUCCAAUUCAAAAUGGAUUUGAUUUCAGUUGUGCAGUGAAUAAAAAAUGUAGAGAAGCCCA
Messenger RNA from Anguilla rostrata (American eel), 2628 nucleotides. It is a transcript of the gene crppa, whose product is annotated as CDP-L-ribitol pyrophosphorylase A. The transcript is spliced from 10 exons. Gene Ontology annotation, cellular component: cytosol. Gene Ontology annotation, molecular function: D-ribitol-5-phosphate cytidylyltransferase activity. NCBI's taxonomy places the organism in Eukaryota, Metazoa, Chordata, Actinopteri, Anguilliformes, Anguillidae. The record is from RefSeq and is a predicted model, not a curated record. The coding region runs from base 616 to 1929 and encodes 437 amino acids. Gene Ontology annotation, biological process: protein O-linked glycosylation via mannose; isoprenoid biosynthetic process.